AUGAUUGAUUAUAACAACGCUUGCUUUGUAUCCAAUUCUGUAUCAAGUCAAUGUCACUCUAUGGUGCCUGCCCUGGAUCCAAAUUUAUUACAUGACACGCUUCGACGAUCCUGUCAUAAUGAUAGCUUUCAAAAGCAACAAUUGGGUGCCAAGAAAUUCUAUAUCGAGGACAUAGCCGAUGACGACAAUGAUAGCAGGAGCAUAGAAUGUAUUGCGCCCUUACCAGGACAACAUUGGUCAACCGAAGACAGCGAUGAGGAUGAUAUUGAACCAAUCUUGAUGACACCCACCCAACAACAAGAUGAGUGGUGCUGCUAUACACUGGAAAGGCAAUCUCCCGAUGAUAUCAAAGAUAGCAAUAAGGGUAACAGCAGUGAUUGCUGCAUCAUACUACGUCGAUGCAAGACGCGAUACUAUCAAGGGCUGAGUAAUUUGGCCGCGAAUGGUUGA
Lichtheimia ornata is the source of this 450-nucleotide messenger RNA. RefSeq lists its product as uncharacterized. Bases 1 to 450 code for a protein of 149 amino acids. The transcript has a single exon. NCBI's taxonomy places the organism in Eukaryota, Fungi, Mucoromycota, Mucoromycetes, Mucorales, Lichtheimiaceae. The record is from RefSeq and is a predicted model, not a curated record.